This is a messenger RNA of Xiphias gladius (swordfish), 3198 nucleotides long. It is a transcript of the gene adgrf3a, whose product is annotated as adhesion G protein-coupled receptor F3a. Gene Ontology annotation, cellular component: membrane. Lineage: Eukaryota; Metazoa; Chordata; Actinopteri; Istiophoriformes; Xiphiidae. The transcript is spliced from 18 exons. The record is from RefSeq and is a predicted model, not a curated record. Bases 50 to 3187 code for a protein of 1045 amino acids. Gene Ontology annotation, molecular function: G protein-coupled receptor activity. Gene Ontology annotation, biological process: G protein-coupled receptor signaling pathway; cell surface receptor signaling pathway.
AUCGCUGGGCCGCUGUCAUUUGUGGGCACGGACGGGCUCUUCUAACGCCAUGAGAUGCUACUGUGAUGGUUCGCUGAUAAAAAUCGAGGAAAACAGGCACAAGAUGUUAGCCUUUAUAUUUCUCUAUAUCAUGGGACGAAACAUCUGUCAGGCUACUGUGGAAGCCAGGUCAACACAAAUGUAUUAUGCCAAAUUGAUAAUAGAGAAAAGUGCAAUCGGAAACAUAACUGGUUCAGGGACAUUUUCUGUGAGUAUCGCCAACCUGCAAGUUGACAGGCUUCAAAAGACAACAACCUGUGUGAGUGCCUCUGACAGCUUAAAUUGUAACUGCGAGCCAGGCUACAGAUGGAGUGAUAAAGUUUGUAAGUUCAACAAGGCAUGUUGUGACGACGAAUGCACCUUCCCCAAAAACUCAUCUCACAUGUGUGUUUUAAACACCACAGUUAGUAUCAAAGGAUCCAUUACUUUAAAGGGAACGUCCUAUCACGAUUGUCUGUCAGAAAGUCACUCUUCGGAAUUUAAGGAUUGUAAUAACAAUUUGUCACAAGAGAUAAAAAAGGUGUACAGCACUUUGGUGGGAUUCGACAUCUUUAAAAUGACCAAAUACAGUUCUGGAAGCGUCAUCGGAGAGUUUGAAAUGACCAUUGUUUCCAACGUCAACCCACAGGAUCUGACUGACAAAUCAAACACCCUGAGCAAAACUCUGUCAGCUUCAGUUAGGCUGGAAACGACAGGUAUCGUCUCUUUGAGGACGCCGACGAGCCCUGUGAUGUAUCACAGCGUGCAGGAACUCACAUGCACAUCACAGGCGAAUCUGAGCAGCUCACUGAUGUGGCACCUGAAAACACCGAACGGCGUAGAUAAUAUAACUACAGGCACCGAGUCAAAUUUCACAACAGUGUCAGAGACAACCAUCCUCACGAUCAAAGUUUCAGAAGUCUGGGAAGGAGAAUACACAUGUGGCUACUGUGAGGGGUCAGCGUUUGUCAACAUAUGUCACAAAUCCAGUGCUGUAAUGAAUGUAGCUCUUCUGCCAAACAUUGACACCACCAAGAAUCCAGGAUUUCCCCGCUGUGAAAACAAAGAGGAUAACGUGAAAGUAAGAGUCAAAUGUGAGAUAGCGAAAAGCAAAGAAGCCUAUAACGUGAGUUGGAGGAGCUCAGACAAAAAAGUUAAAAUAAUUCCAAAGACACUUCCUGAAUCUUCUGGAGAAACACUUGUUUAUGCAGCUGAGGCAGUGACUGGCUGCGACUCAUCCAUGCAAAACCCAGAACUAAUGUGCAUAUUUCAGAACAGUCUCGGUCAAACGAGAAAUGCUUCAUUUAGUAUCAAUAUCAUACAUGCCGGUGACCCAUUCUGUGCGGCUGAAGGCGACUGGGAAGACACCAAAGCUGGAUACACCACAGUAUUAAAAUGCAAGAACGAAGAUGGACAAAGACAAAGGAAAUGCAAUAACGACACUACACCUGUGACAUGGGAAGAGGAGGUGUCAGAGUGUGUGAACCGGCAGGUGAAUAAUGUGCUGCAAAGGGCAAAUAUGAUUGACAGUGGACUUGGCUUACUGGAUGUAAAUGCUGCAGCGGUAUUUUCCCGCUUUGAGAACGUCACUAAUAACACGAAGCAUAUCAACACUUUUGCUGACAUGAAUGCAUCAGUUUACGUACUCUCGACCUUGAGACAAAAGCUAAAAGAAAUAAAUAAUGACUCAACAGUGAAUAACCUUCUGGAAUCAUCCAGCAAUUUACUGGAGAAGUCUCUUGAAAAAUCUUGGAAAAGAAAAAGUGACGAAGGCAAUUUGUCAUUGGCUGAGAGAUAUCUGAUUUCUGUUGAGCAUUUAAUUAAGAUGACAAAUCUAACACGUCUCAAUAAAAAAAGAAAUGUAGAGGUAGCCACAUGCAAAAGCAAGCAGGGGUUGAAAUGUAACAACUCUGUGUUCAAUGUCAGUGUCAGUCUUGAUCGCUCAGACGCUGGCCAUGUAAAAACAGCUGGAUUUAAACAACUGGAGAACUAUUUGCCCAACAAAGAUGAGACGUACGUGCCUAACAGCAUUAUUGUGUCAACAACUAUUGAAAAUGAACAAUUGGAUUCAGUUGUGGUUGAAAUUGACUUCCCGUUGCUCAAGCCGAGGGCUAAAAAUGUUAUCAUUAAGUGUGUCUCAUGGGACAAUAACAACAGCGAAUGGUCAUUGAAUGGAUGCAACUGGGGGGGUUCUUCUAAUGAGGGACGCUGCGUUUGCACGCAUUUGUCCACAUUUGCCAUUCUGAUGUCUAAGUAUCCGGUGGAGUUACCUGGGACUACUGAGAUAACCUAUGUUGGACUAUCUGUAUCAGUCAUAUCUCUAAUUAUUAGUAUUGCGAUAGAACUGACCGUCUGGACUGCUGUAGUUAAGACAAGUACUUUAUAUUUACGCCAUAUCGCCCACAUAAACAUUUCUCUAUGCUUGCUAGUUGCAGAUUGCUGUUUUUUAGCAUCUUCCAAGCCACGUGAGGUUUCAGAAAUCUUGUGUAAGACCUUUGUGGUGUUGAAGCAUUUCUGUUACUUGUCCAUGUUCUUUUGGAUGUUGUGCCUGAGCACCACACUUCUUCAUCAAGCAGUUUACCUGUUCCACAGUGUGAGCAGGAAAAACUACCUGAGGUUCUCAUUGAUUUUGGGCUAUGCAUGUCCUUUGCUUAUUGUUGCUGGCACAUUUCUUGCCAACCAUGGCGGUGCUGAGGGUUUGUACUUCUCCAGCGAUACCUGUUGGCUGGUUUAUACUGGAGUUUUACGAGGGUCUAUCCAUACAUUUGUCAUACCAGUCGGUAUAAUUGUUUUCGUCAAUGUUUUUUCCAUGCUUGUGGUAAUCAUGAAGCUUUUGGAUCAACCCAAGAAUACAGAAAGAUCUUAUGUAAAAGAAAAAACAGCUGCCAAAACUGCCAUGAGGUCAGUUCUUCUUCUGACUCCAAUCUUCGGUGUCACUUGGAUUAUCGGAUUUUUAUUAAUGAUUUUUGAACCCCUAAGUGGAGUCAUAGCCUAUGUGGUCAAUUAUGCCUUUACCCUGCUGAACGCAUUCCAGGGUUUGUUCAUUUUGUUAACCACAUGCCUGGGGGACAAACUGACCCGUGAAGCGCUGCGGAAUCGUCUCAAGAAAAAUGCUCCAGCAUCCAUCAGCGAGAGCUCCACAAAGUUAGAAUCAACAUGGAAGAAGUGAAAAUCGUCUCA